Messenger RNA from Triticum urartu, 1960 nucleotides. RefSeq lists its product as uncharacterized. The record is from RefSeq and is a predicted model, not a curated record. Gene Ontology annotation, biological process: transmembrane transport. NCBI's taxonomy places the organism in Eukaryota, Viridiplantae, Streptophyta, Magnoliopsida, Poales, Poaceae. Gene Ontology annotation, molecular function: transmembrane transporter activity. Gene Ontology annotation, cellular component: membrane.
AAAAGUCGUUCGAAAACGCGCCCGCGAAGGAGACGAGGCACCGCCCUCCUCGUUCUCGAGGAAAGCGCACCGCACCGCACCGCCGCACCGCUGGCAGGCGAAGGACCAAAAGAGGCCGCCGACGGAAGCUCGCGCGCGGGAGGGAGGGAGAAGGCGCUAUGGCGGAGGCGGCCCCGGGUCGGACGCUGCUGCUGGUGAACCUGGCGGCCAUCAUGGAGCGCGCGGACGAGGCGCUCCUGCCGGCGGUGUACCGGGAGGUGGGCGCCGCGCUGCACGCCACGCCCAUGGGGCUCGGCGCGCUCACCUUGUACCGCUCCUUCGUGCAGGCCGCGUGCUACCCGCUCGCCGCCUACGCCGCCGUGCGCUACAACCGCGCCCACGUCAUCGCCGUGGGGGCCUUCCUCUGGGCCGCCGCCACCUUCCUCGUCGCCGUCUCCGGCACCUUCGCCCAGGUAGCAGUAGCUAGGGGAUUGAAUGGCGUUGGUCUAGCACUCGUCAAUCCUGCUAUCCAAUCUCUAGUGGCAGACUAUACUGAUCAUAAUACGCGGGGUUCUGCGUUUGGAUGGCUUCAACUUACAGGCAACAUAGGUUCAGUGAUUGGAGGCUUGUUCUCUAUCAUGCUAGCAUCAACCACAAUCAUGGGUAUCGCCGGCUGGCGUAUAGCAUUUCACAUUGUUGCUCUCAUCAGUGUGAUGGUCGGGGCGUUGGUCUAUCUGUUUGCAGUGGACCCUCAUUUCUGCAACAGCGAGAGUGACGAGCAGCUCGUGCGGAAGUCGGCGUGGGCAGAGAUGAAGGGUUUGGUUGCAGAAGCUAAGGCUGUUGUGAAGAUACCAUCGUUUCAGAUCAUCGUGGCUCAGGGUGUCACAGGGUCAUUCCCAUGGUCGGCAUUGUCGUUUGCCCCAAUGUGGUUGGAGCUGAUGGGCUUUACACACAACAAAACAGGACUUCUCAUGGCAAUAUUUGCAUUGGCAAGCUCACUUGGAGGGCUCUUUGGUGGAAAGAUGGGGGAUUAUCUCUCUGUUCGUUACCCGGAUUCUGGCAGGAUAGUGCUGUCUCAAAUAAGCUCGGGUUCUGCAGUCCCGCUUGCAGCUUUGUUGCUGCUUGCACUACCUGAUGACUCAUCUACUGGUGUCUUGCAUGGACUUGUUAUGUUUAUCAUGGGGCUAAGCAUCUCCUGGAAUGGCCCUGCUACUAACAGCCCCAUAUUUGCAGAGAUCGUUCCUGAGAGAUCAAGGGCAAGUAUCUACGCGCUGGACCGUUCCUUCGAGUCUGUCCUAGCCUCAUUUGCUCCACCAGUUGUCGGCUUAUUAGCCGAGCAUGCAUACGGCUACAACCCUAUCUCAUAUGGGUCUGGAGUGAGCAGUGUUGUGAGCGACAGGUCAAAUGCCGCAGCUCUAGCGAAAGCUCUUUACAUGGCGAUUGCCAUCCCGAUGCUGCUGUGCUGCUUCAUCUACUCGCUGUUGUACCGGACAUACCCACGCGACAGGGAGAGGGCAAGAAUGCACUCUCUUAUCACAUCGGAGUUGCAGCAUAUCGAGCUGGAAAGGUGUCAUGGAGUAGGAGAUUUCUACGCGGGAAGGGAGGAUGCCAUUGUGAUCGAUAUCGAGUAUGGUGAGGAAGAGCUUGAUGCUGAUGACGAUGAGAAAGCGUUGAUGCAUCACCAAGUUGAACACAGUGGUAGUCUCAGGUGAUUAGAGCGUGAUAUGUACAGGAAGUUGUGGAGAGUUCAGGAUUAUGCUUUGCAUAGGCGAGAAGAGAGAUUGCAUAUUUUCAGGGGAUCAGUUUGCCCGGGUGUUGUUUGCAGGUUGCAGCGAUACUGGAAUAGAUUUCCCUUUAGUUCUUAGUUUGUUGAUAGUAUAAAAAUAUUGGUUUACGCAGGACUGGUAAGCAGUAAUAAGAAGUGUUUGUAGAAGUAGUAACUUUUGGGGGUAGACAUGCAGGAGCACAAUUACCAGUUCAA